AUGGAAGGAUUUCUCUUAAAAUGGACCAACUAUGUUUCUGGCUGGUGCAGGCGCUAUUUCGUGCUAACAAGUGGAAUUUUAUAUUACUCUAAUGAUAAAUAUUAAGAUUAAGAAUAGCCGUUCACACUUGCAGGGCCGGGGAUUUGCACCCCUGCAUCCUCUUCACCUAUGAUGAAAGCCUCGGCGGACACUCUCCUUGUUGCCUCAAACAAGGGAUUCGCACAACCUAUCUUGACUUCCAUGGCUCCUGGAGCCUAAGGGCUAACCACCUGGGUCGAAACUCCCAGUUUCUCGUUGGACAAAUGCCACCUCUUGAGUCCUGUUCGAGGGAGUUAACCUCCACUCGGGACUGUCGCCGGUCUUUGUCCUUUCCAAUGGUUGUUCAGGAGGUAAAAGCCCAAGUCCCACGGAUUAGCUCCGUAGGGCCCGAGUAAAACCUAGCCCGACAUACACAAAGGAUUCCCGGCUCCUUCCACCUAAAUCCCCAUCACUGGGCCGCUGCCUGCAGGUGUUGAGGAAAUAGGGUCGAGAGGUCGGGUGAUCUGUCGUCACCAUUUUUAUGUAUAUUACUCUAAUGAUAAAGGCAAACCCUAUAAAGGUGCAAUCCAUCUGGAUAUAUCUGAUGUAAUUCCACAUAAAGAUCCAAAAAGGAUCGAAAUAAAUACAGGGAUCUCCCGAGUUCACCUUAAAGCCUUGACAAUCCAUGAUGCAAAACUCUGAAUUGAAGCCCUCAAAGAGAAUAAAUCGACGCAAAAAGACGAAGAGCGGUGCUCAAAAGACAAAUUAAAAGGAAUAGAACCUUUAGAAGAUCAACAGAAAUAUCAAAAUAUUUUAAAUUAUAUAAGCAGAUUAUGAGUUCUUGAGUCAAUUAUGCAAGAGAAAUUAAGCUUGCUGCAAGAUGAAAUUUCAUCUUUUCCUCCGUCUCUGCAUGAUUUGAUGAAUGCUGCAAAAGAGUUUAAAUCGUUGUCUUUGGAUACCGUGAAUCUAAUAGAGGAAGAGUCUUCUAACUGCCAAAAGCAAAUGGAAAAUCUUGAGGAAAAGCUAGACCCCUCCUCUGUGAGCGAACAAAAGGUUUUGUCCACUUACAGAGGGGGUUAAUUUCUUUUAAAAAAUUUUAUGGUAAAAUCCUAAUAUGUAAAAUAAAUUGUAAUUUUAAUUUGUGUUUUAAGAGGCAAGCUGUUUAAAACUAAACAGAAUUAGCUGAGAUUUCAUUAUCCUAAUUAUCACUAUAUAUCAAAAUUUUGGGUUGGGUGGGUUUACCCCAAAAUAGGGAUUUUCCAAUGGUUUUGUUCGCUCACGCGGGGGAGUAAGAGAAAUGGAAACCAUAAAUUAUGAACAAAUUUACGAUAGACGAAUGACCCUACCAGCGCAAAUGAAUAGAAAACAAUCAUAUGACCCCGAAAUAGUAAGUGAAUGCGGGACCGAAGAAUUUGUUGAUGCAAGAAGCUCAUAUAGUCCAUCAUUUUGCGUCCCUGUCAAUGACAGGUCUCCAAGCAUUCCUGAUCAAAUGGAGUUAUAUCAUCGAGACUGUCUUCCUUGCAAAAAAGACCCCGACGCAAAAUACAAUAUAUGAAAAGUCUUAAAAGACAGCAUUGGCAAGGAUUUAAGCAAAAUGGCCGUUCCUGUCUAUUUUAAUGAGCCUUUAUCUAUGCUGCAACGAUAUAGUGAAGAUUUAACAUAUAGUAGCAUUAUUAAUAGAGCUUCUGAGUGUCCUGAUCCUUCUCUUCGAGCUGCUUUAGUAGCAUGCUUCGCUGUAUCUCCGUAUGCUACAACAUUAGGCAGGACUAUGAAGCCAUUUAAUCCUCAGUAAUUAAUAUGGAGGUGGCGACUAAUAUGUCCUCGAUGACGAUGCGCCACCCCCAGUAAAAGCCACUUUAUAGUCUAACCAGGGUUUAGGCUUUUUAAUGCCUUUCAACAGGAUAGAGCGUAACUCUUUUUCCUCCUAUCAAGUUGGCGAAUGGAUGUAUGGCCAAGCCUUUAACUCUUUAGCACCUGACUGAUAGAGAAGUCUUUUUAGCCCAUAAACUCUUGAGAUUCACAGUAUAAGACCCUCUAAUCGGGGAGACCAAAUGCUCCAAAUAGUUGCUGAUUUUCUUCCUUGCAAGCAGGUUGGCUCUAGUCGGAGGCAUGUGGAGCUAAGAAGAUUAAUGAGAAUACCUUUGAAAUCCUCAAUUUAAUAUAAUUUUUAAUCCUCUUCUUGGUGAAACCUUUGAGCUACAAAGGGAUGGCUUUCGAAUAAUUACCGAACAAGUUAGCCACCAUCCUCCUGUAGCUGCACUAUACUGUGAGCACGAAAAUUAUACUUAUUAUGGAGAUUUACAAGCCAAAAGCAGCUUCAAAGGCACUUUUCUUAGAAUUAAGCCAGUUGGAGCGGUGAACCUAAUGCUCCACAAAUGCAAAGACCACUAUACCUGAAAUAAAGUAUAUACUGAUGCUAAUAAUAUAAUCAUAGGCAAGCUGUUUCUGGAUCAUCAUGGAGUAAAGACGAUUGUUAAUAAAAAUAAUGGUAUCACUGCAGUUGUAAAAAUGAAGAAAAAAGGAUGGUUCAGCAAAAAAGAGCAUGAAGUAGAAGGGACUAUAACAGAGCCUGAUGGCACCAUAAGAUAUACAAUUUCUGGGCUUUGAUCAAGAAGGUUGAUAAUUAGAGAUGAAAAAUCAGGGGAAGAAAUUUUAGGGUAUGAGGUUGAGCCUUCUCCAGAGGAGUAUAGAUAUUAUUAUCAUUUGACAGAUUACGCAUUACAGCUUAAUAACCCACCAGAAUCUGUACCAGGGCUCUGCCCAACUGAUAGCAGAUGUAGGCCAGACCAGCGAGCUUUAGAAAACGGUGAUGAAGAAACUGCGAUAAGUGAAAAGUUCAGACUUGAAGAAAAACAAAGAGCAGCCAGAAGAGUUCUGCAGGAAUCUGGAGGUGAAUACUUCCCUCGGUGGUUUAGUCUAGAAGGCAACGAGUGGAAAUAUCUUGGAGGAUACUGGGAAGAAAGAUCAAGUGGCUCCUUUACUAACAUUCCUGAUAUAUUUUAA
Messenger RNA from Blepharisma stoltei, 3021 nucleotides. Lineage: Eukaryota; Ciliophora; Heterotrichea; Heterotrichida; Blepharismidae. The record is from the annotation of a GenBank genome assembly.